AGUUCUAGUAUGCUCUAGUCAGGCCAGCUCAACCACUGAAUGCGUUUGUCUCACAGUAGGACCCCAGAACAUGGACCCUCUGACGAAGUUCCCCUUCAUGGAGGAUGAGGGGCUCACCAUGAAGAGGACAGGGCCUCUCCAAGACCCUGACUCAGACGUGUAUGCCAAGUUCUUCAUGAGUCACUGCUGCUACGAUGCCAUUCCAACAAGCUCCAAACUGGUCAUCUUUGACACAACACUGCAGGUGAAGAAAGCAUUCUUUGCACUGGUUGCAAACGGGGUCAGAGCGGCACCUUUAUGGGACAACAAGCUGCAGUGUUUUGUAGGGAUGCUCACCAUUACAGACUUUAUCAACAUUCUCCAUCGUUACUACAGAUCUCCCCUGGUUCAGAUCUAUGAGCUGGAGGAACACAAGAUUGAAACAUGGAGAGAGGUUUAUCUACAGUAUUCUCUCAACUCCCUGAUCAGCAUCACACCUGACUCCAGCCUCUUCGAAGCCAUUUAUUCCUUACUGAAGAACAAGAUUCACCGGCUACCCGUCAUAGAUCCAGAGUCAGGGAACGUCCUCCACAUACUCACCCAUAAACGCAUCCUCAAGUUCUUACACAUCUUUGGCUCUAUGAUCCCCAAGCCACCAUUCUUACAGAAGCGGAUUGAGGAAGUGAAGAUUGGAACAUUCAGGAGCAUCGCAACUGUCAGGGAGACGGAAACCGUUUAUGAGGCUUUAUCAGUAUUUGUAGAGCGACGGGUCUCAGCCCUGCCUGUUGUCAAUGAACAAGGGAAAGUGGUGGCACUUUACUCCAGAUUUGAUGUCAUUAAUUUGGCUGCACAGCAAAACUACAACAACCUGAACAUGACGAUGCAGGAGGCCAUUCAAAACCGUCCGUGCUGCAUUGAGGGGGUGCUGAAGUGUUACCCUCACGAAACCCUCGAAACCAUCAUCGAUCGUAUUGCUGAGGCAGAGGUUCACAGUCUAGUGCUAGUGGACACCGAGGAUGUGGUGAGGGAAAUCGUCUCGCUGUCUGAUUUGCUUCAGGCACUGGUCUUGACUCCUGCAGGCGUUGAAGCACUUUUCUCUUAACACCAGUGGAGGGCUCCCUCUCCACCAUCAUCUUCAUUUCAUAUCCUCUCAUACCAGGUAGACAGACUUCUUUUGUGCUCGUUGCUGACUGCUGUCAGCAGAGGUGGUGUUUUUCUCUUUCUUGAUCUCUCAAAUAAACCAUCCCUCCAUUACACAAGGUGUCACUUGGGCGGCACCCUUUCAAAAGGUACAUCUUUGUGCCGUUUUUAUAACUUUUAUAGGAAUAUUAGUGCCUAUAGUUAACAGUUUUGCAUAUUAGUACCGGUACAGUAUGUUAGAUAUUAGUACUGCCCCAGAGACAGCCUGUGUACCCUUUUUUUCAGCUUGUAUCUGUUAUGUCACUGAACGGAAAGUACAUUAUAAUGUCAUUAUAAGGUUUGCUCUGGAGUACAUGGGCUGUUUAAGUUUUUGGAGAAAACUUUCAGACCCCCUGCAAAUAUUU
Molecule: messenger RNA, 1523 nt
Organism: Carassius carassius (crucian carp)
Lineage: Eukaryota; Metazoa; Chordata; Actinopteri; Cypriniformes; Cyprinidae
Product: 5'-AMP-activated protein kinase subunit gamma-1-like
Exons: 12
Coding region: 71-1081 (336 amino acids)
Source: RefSeq, a predicted model, not a curated record